Molecule: messenger RNA, 1704 nt
Organism: Ananas comosus (pineapple)
Lineage: Eukaryota; Viridiplantae; Streptophyta; Magnoliopsida; Poales; Bromeliaceae
Product: ammonium transporter 1 member 1-like
Exons: 1
Coding region: 145-1632 (495 amino acids)
Biological process (GO): ammonium transmembrane transport; ammonium homeostasis
Cellular component (GO): membrane
Molecular function (GO): ammonium channel activity
Source: RefSeq, a predicted model, not a curated record
CUCCUCGGCCUCCUCCCGCCUCAAGGUCAAAACGCAUCCCUCCCACCGGCGGCCCAUAUAAUAUCUAGGGACUAGGGACUAGGGACCAAUAUAUAUAUAUAUAGAUCGAAUCGAAAGCUCUUCUACCGACGCCGUCGAAGAGAGAUGUCGUGCUCGUCGGACUUGGCGGCCCUCCUGGGGAGCGGGGCCGCCAACGCGAGCGGCGCCGCCGGCUACAUCUGCGGGCAGUUCGAAUCGGUGUCGCUCCAGUUCACGGACGCGGCGUCGGCCAUCGACUCCACCUACCUCCUCUUCUCCGCCUACCUCGUGUUCGCCAUGCAGCUCGGCUUCGCCAUGCUCUGCGCCGGCUCCGUCCGCGCCAAGAACACCAUGAACAUCAUGCUCACAAACGUGCUCGACGCCGCCGCCGGCGCCCUCUUCUACUACCUCUUCGGCUUCGCCUUCGCCUUCGGCGGUCCCUCGAACGGCUUCAUCGGAAGGCACUUCUUCGGGCUCAAGGGGGUCCCCGAGGUCGGCUUCGACUACCCCUUCUUCCUCUUCCAGUGGGCCUUCGCCAUCGCCGCCGCGGGGAUCACCUCGGGGUCCAUAGCGGAGCGCACCCAGUUCGUGGCCUACCUCAUCUACUCGGCCUUCCUCACGGGCUUCGUGUACCCGGUGGUGUCCCACUGGUUCUGGUCCGGAGACGGCUGGGCCUCCGCGUCGCGCACCGCCGGCGAGGCCCUCCUGUUCAGGUCGGGCGUGAUCGACUUCGCCGGCUCGGGGGUGGUCCACAUGGUCGGCGGCGUCGCGGGGCUCUGGGCCGCCCUGAUCGAGGGCCCCCGCAUCGGGCGCUUCGACCACGCCGGGCGCUCCGUGGCCCUCCGCGGGCACAGCGCCUCGCUGGUCGUCCUCGGCACCUUCCUCCUCUGGUUCGGGUGGUACGGCUUCAACCCGGGCUCCUUCACCACCAUCCUCAAGUCCUACGGCCCGGCCGGCUCCAUCCACGGGCAGUGGUCCGCCGUGGGCCGGACCGCCGUCACCACCACCCUGGCGGGCAGCGUGGCGGCGCUGACCACCCUGUUCGGAAAGCGGCUCCAGACCGGGCACUGGAACGUGGUCGACGUCUGCAACGCCGUGGUGGACCCCUGGGCCGCCGUCGUCUGCGGCUUCGUCUCGGCCUGGGUGCUCAUCGGCCUCAACCAGGCCGCCGCCAGAUACAAGUACGACGACCCGCUGGAGGCCGCCCAGCUCCACGGCGGCUGCGGCGCCUGGGGGAUCAUCUUCACGGCGCUCUUCGCCCGCGAGCGCUACGUGAACGAGGUCUACCCGGGCCGCCCCGGCAGGCCCUACGGCCUCUUCAUGGGCGGCGGCGGCAGGCUCCUCGCGGCCCACGUCGUCCAGAUCCUGGUGAUCUUCGGGUGGGUGACCUGCACCAUGGGGCCCCUCUUCCUCCUGCUGCACAAGCUCGGCCUCCUCCGGAUCUCGGCCGAGGACGAAAUGGCGGGAAUGGACCUCACGCGCCACGGCGGCUUCGCCUACGUCUACCACGACGAGGAGCACGACCCCUCCAAGCACGAGGGCGGCUUCAUGCUCAGAUCCGCGGUGGCCCGCAUCGAGCCCAACUCCACCCCCUCCACCACCAAUCAGGUCUAGAUCUAGAUCUAGAUCUGGACCCACCACUUUUUCGCACGUCGCCCGCGCCUCAGCCGCUCAGCUUCGAUCCGU